CAACAUUCUACAAAAACACGUGCGGGUUGUGUUUUGCUUUUGAUGUGGUGCGGGUGCGUCUCUUCGUGUGUACUCGGCCGUCGAGUUUAGGAAUGUGCACUCAACUGUAGGUGCGUGCCAGCAUUCUGACGAACAUGGACUCCUUGAAUAGGCUGGUCGUUCUUAUGAGAACAGCCGGGAAGGUUUCUUGCGGCAAGACACCCACGCGGUUGCACGUAGAGCGGUGGCUUCGCACGGCGGCGCGAAGAGUGGUUCCUCUGUUCGAUGACAGCGAUGCUGUGCCACCAAGUGAGCCACCCACUCAGCCAAAACAGCGGAAGGCUGCGGCUACUCCAGUGGUUUCUUCUGCAAAGCAGAGAGAUUUGCAGGAGAAGGACAAAGAAAAGGAGGAGGCUCGCUUGAGGAAGCUGCGUGAGAAGUUUCGUGUUGAUGAGGGCAACAAAUACGACAAGCUGGCUCAUUCUGUGACACCACUGUGGCGGCAUCCUUACAGGAAACAGCUGAUGUUCAAGUACCAGGAUGUGAGCAAGCACCUCCAGCGUCUGGGCCAACAGCUGCGCAAAGUUGACGUUGCAUUUCCUGAGGACCCCAAUGGCUUGCCCUGCCCUCUGCGGCCUGUGCUACCCUCGCCCGUAGUGGAAGGCUACCGCAACAAGGACGAAUUCUCAAUCCGGCAAGGGCCCAGUGGCGAGCCCAAGACUGUGGGCUUCCUGGUUGGUAGCCCUGGUGAUCUGGACCAUGUGGUGUGUGUCAGCCCCGAGCACAUCGUCGUAUGCAAGGAUAGCCACAAGCGAGUAGCCAAGUCAUUUCAGGAGUACAUUCAGCGUUCCCCACUGCCUGGCUGCUAUGAGACCAACUUCCAGGGCUACUGGAAGCACCUGGUUGUGCGUUCCAACUCUGCUGGACAGCUCAUGGCCAUCGUCGUCAUGCAUCCACAGCAGCUGACACCUGAGGAGUUGUCAAAAGAGAAGGAAGGUCUGGUGGAGCACUUUGUCCGUGGCCCGGGCAGGGAGUGCAACCUGUCAUCCCUCUACUUCCAGGCCUGCCGCCACAGCCGGUGCACGCAUGACCAGGCACCCUUUGAGCUGCUGCAUGGCCAGCCCCACCUGGAGGAGACACUGGGCGACCUGCGCUUCCGCAUCUCUCCUGAGUCCUUCUUCCAGGUGAAUAGCCCAGUGGCAACGUACUUGUACGAUGCUGUGCGACAGCUGCUUCACCCAAAGCCUCAAGGCACCCUCCUGGACAUUUGCUGUGGAACAGGCACAAUUGGGCUCAGCCUGGCUCGUCAACUGCACUCGGUGUUUGGCAUGGAUGUCUCUGCACAAGCUGUCGAGGAUGCUGUGUACAACGCUCAACUAAAUGGCAUUAGCAAUGUGCAGUAUCAGGUGGGCCGCGCUGAGCUGCUGCUACCCGAGAUACGUCACCAGUUUGUUGCUGAGGAUCUUUGUGCUGUCGUCAACCCAGGUCGGGGAGGGCUGAACACUCGUGCCAUCCGAGCACUACGGGAGUACAAACAAAUCAAGCGCCUGGUCUACAUCUCCUGUAAGCCUGAGGGUGCAGCCAUGGACAACUUUGUUGAGCUGUGUGACAACCGGCCCAAGACCCACAAGUUGGGGCCUCCAUUCCGGCUGCAGCUUGCCUGUCCUGUGGACAUGUUCCCACAGACGCGACACUGCGAACUGCUGGUGCUCUUUGGACGAUCAUGACCAGAUGCUGCUGAAGGACCCCUGGAGGAUGCUGCUGCUAUGGGGGCUAGGCUAGUAAAAUAAAGCAGGACUCUAUAGGAACACUGA
Dermacentor silvarum is the source of this 1793-nucleotide messenger RNA. Its product is annotated as tRNA (uracil-5-)-methyltransferase homolog B. The transcript is spliced from 14 exons. The coding region runs from base 135 to 1706 and encodes 523 amino acids. The record is from RefSeq and is a predicted model, not a curated record. NCBI's taxonomy places the organism in Eukaryota, Metazoa, Arthropoda, Arachnida, Ixodida, Ixodidae. Gene Ontology annotation, molecular function: RNA methyltransferase activity. Gene Ontology annotation, biological process: RNA processing.